This is a messenger RNA of Aaosphaeria arxii CBS 175.79, 9601 nucleotides long. RefSeq lists its product as uncharacterized. Bases 1 to 9600 code for a protein of 3199 amino acids. NCBI's taxonomy places the organism in Eukaryota, Fungi, Ascomycota, Dothideomycetes, Pleosporales. The record is from RefSeq and is a predicted model, not a curated record. The transcript is spliced from 4 exons.
AUGGCAGCUGCUUCAGGCGGGCCGGCACACCUUCUACAGAAGUUGUAUUACCAUGUCGUGUUGCCUCGAGACGUUCCUGGUAGAGAGGAUUCCAACCUCUUCUCCAUUGAAAGAGAACUUCACGACCGCCUCACACGUGCCAUAAAGGCCGUUAGCCCUCAUGCAUCAACUGAUCACUUUUACGCGAUUGAAGCAGCUCGUGUAUCUUUCGUUAAGAGCAAAGCCAUCAAUGUCGACGGAAAGAUCGACAAAGACGUUUUCGUGGAAGAAUUAGCGACUCUCAAUACUUCACAGACGCUGUUCUUACAUGCUACGGAGCAAAAUGCGGCCUUGCUCGUGUACCGGGAAGACAAAGCGGGUGCUGAGCCAUGCGUAACGUUCGAAGUCUUCGAGGCUUCCGCCGCAUCUGCUGCAGUUCUGGCCGCGGAGAACGCCCUACGGCGAACUUUCCCAGGACAUGCAGUCACUGUACCAGCCCAUAUCAUAGCCGACAAGACCUUCCGUGAUGCUUUGGGCACGUUCCUCCAGCAGGCCAGCAUCGAAUGUGUCAAGAAGUUCUCCGCCGUGACCUACAAGGCGAACGCGCCUUUGCCCGAAAUCCGUGAUACCGCAGAUCCAGCCAUUAUAAGCGGCCUUUUAAUGUCCAUCCUCGAGGCAACUGGCCAGUCUGCUAAUUGCACGCUGCUGCGAAAAAGGGUACGAGACACCGUAUCAUUCGACAAUGCUCGCAAACCCUGGAGACGCUCUCCGUAUUAUCUCGUGCUUCGCGUCGCGUUGCAGCGGCAUCUAUAUCGAUUGCUAGGUGGUCAGGUUGGUCACGUAUACUACAAGCUCAUCAUGUGUACGUUCUUGGUGUCUCUCCUAGACGAUACCGUAGGCGAAAUCCCCUCAGAGCAGAUUUACCAUCUCAAACGCAAACUCGGACUCCGGAUCGCAAAGCUCGAGAGUGAUAGAAAACUCGACUGGCAAGAAGCCGCCCCUGUUUUGGACCGCCUCAUCCGUGCAUUGCAUCCAAUCUAUGAUAGAUCACUCACAGUAGCAAUGACCUACAUAGAACGCCAGUGGGAAGAUGUACAAAAGAAAACAAGGCGUGUCAUCAAACUGCUGCCAGUGCGGGCACCCCCCUCGGAUUGUGUCCUGAGUUUGACACUCAGUGGGCCACUAUUACGACGAAUCAUCUUCAACCCACUGCCUGCGCAACAGCCGGUUCUCAAUGCCUCAAAAUUUAUCAGAAAUUAUGAGCGUACAAAAGCGAAAACGGAAAUAUUUUCUCGAAUCACAGAUAAAUACUUGACUCUGAACAAAAUGGACGAUCGUAUGCGACAGAAAGCGUCCAAUUAUCGACAGAUGCUGUCUGACUCUUCUAGAUCAAUCGACUACGAGGCUAUCUGCAAAAAGGUUUCUAGACUUAUUAAGGAGUACAUUGAAACCGUCGGAACUGCGUAUGAUGAAUAUCCCAACCUUAAAAGUCAGAUGUUCUUGACUUUGUUCGAACUUUGGGUCAUCCUAGAUCGAUGUGCUAUAUUUUGCUAUAGCAUACUGAGCGAGUACCAGCCCGGUUUCCACUUAAAGAUCUUCGAGAAAUUGCAACUUCUUUCGCUGGAGGAUCUGGUUCGCCUGCGACGUGUCGAAUGCUACGCUUUGAGAAGAUGCAGACGCCGCAAAGGCAAAGACCCAAAGACCAUCUAUGACACUCCUUCUGAGGAUUGUUUUGCGGUACAAUACUAUGAUACUUCUUCACAUGCUUUGAAUAUGCGUCUUCGGCGGGAAAGGAUCGAAUCGCAAGCUGAAAUUGAUCGUCAGGUCAAAGAGAAGGAAUGGACUACAAAGAACGCUGAACAUGAGGAACUCAUGAAAAAAAUCAAAGAGUCUCGGUGCCCGGGCUUUGAGGACAAAAUCAUGCCCGACGGAUCCGUGCAAAGCAAACAUCGGGCAGUAUGCUGGCAUCAUCGAUACAUGCAUGAAGCUAGAAAUAUUCAAAUCGAAAUCCACGAACAUCCGCUGCCGACUCCCGAAUACGCUGCUAAGGCCGUAGUAUUUGAGCUCGCGCCUCCGGAAGCCUUUGCUGCUUACCGUGAUGCUACGUGGCGACUCUUGACCCGAUUUUUCUACGCAGAUGCGAAAGUAGUAGACGGAAUCUUUGAGCUUGCUAAUUAUUUAGGCCUCAAAUUGCAUGGAGGAAGUUCCAAUACGAUGGUGUCGAUGGCUUCAGUUAAGAAGUCCCAUCUCGAUUCCCACUACGCCACCGUACGAUUCCCUACUUCCCUUGACGAGGUCUGCCGGCCAUGUGGCCUCAGGUUGGAUUACUACGACAUCGAGAAUUUCAUGUGGACAUCGAAGCGUGAACAUCUUCCACCAGCGUCAAAUUUCCCUCUCAUUCUACCUGCAGGAUCACCCUUUUCAAUGUUUCGCCCGUCCUUCAACCAUUGGCCAACAUCCAACGACAUCAUUGCAGAACAAUCAAAGUGUCCGGUCACUUUGAAUACUCAUGAGUUUAUGUCUUGGAACAACUUGCUUGUUGGAACUCACUGUAGAUGGCUCACUCUUUUAAGGGAGCUAGGCUCUACCAAUUUGAAUUUCUCUGCAGAAUCGACAUGGGCAAUUGUGACAGCAUUGGCUCAGCAAGUGGGCCCGGCAUUGGAGGGUGGAAAUUCAAGUGAGGUUCAUGAGGUAUUCCAGGACGUAACGUUUUGCCACAAGUUACUUGAGCAAGUGAGCCAACGGCUUGAGGCGAUUAGGGAGAAUUGGCGCGAACCAAUUCAGAUGAGUAUGCUGGUACUCAUGCUGCUCAAAGUCAAGUCAAUGUCGGAUGAUCCAAAUGUGGUGCGUUCCGCAUCCGAAAUGCUUCAUAAUGCACGAGCGAUCUGUUGGGAAUGGUGCAUCAUGUUGCGAUCAUGCCCUGACCUUCCCAGCGAGUCAGCCAUCUUCGCGACUUGGGCUGCCGUGCUAACGAAAAGCACAUUUCGUUUAGCGCCCCAAAUGCCUUUCGAUUUAUCACGAAAGGAAACAAAACAGUACAUUUGUGCAUCGAUCUUCCUACACGAGGCCCACAUCGGAGCUUUCGACAAUAUACCACACUGCCUACGCACGAAUUUGUUGAACGAUAUUCAUUUGGGCCAACAGAUCUACGCAAAACUUCAAGCGUGCAUCGUUAGGCAACCAGAAGUGAUACUAGAUGUCCUUGAAGAGAUCUGGCCUGUUUCCGCUGAGUCUUCAGAUCAUCGUCUAGAGAUUGAGCUCAUUGAAAACACCGGUUGGGUGCACAUCAGAAUAAAAAUGGCUCGACAGAAUGUCACGCAUCAUGUUCACAUUCACUUUCUUCAAGGCGACUUUCUCAUCGAUGGACAACAGUCUGGUACUCUUCCAGUGGCAUAUCGUCAGUCUCAAGCAGUAAAGAUCCUUUUUGAAUCAUACAAUUUUCGUGUGCGACCAUCGUGGCUCAAUGGCAUGGCCUAUUACGUAGACAGGCCAAUGCCAAAUGGUCAUAGAAUCCACCUGGGCCUUCGCGACAAUGCGGUAAUUGUACGAGCAACGAGGCACGGCUCGACCCUGGAACUGAUCCAACGGUCGAUUUUCCAAUCGCCAGUCCACUUCGACCUACCCAGCGUAAUGAUAGACAAUUGUUACCACUGGCUGGACGUGCAUACUGGGGUGAUGGAAAUCCGAAGGCGUGAUAUUUGGAAGCAAAGGGACGGAAACUGGACGAUAAAUCUUCGCACAGGUACUGCAACAAGGAGGAAAUCUGUUUUAUUGGACCCACACAGUAUGACUGCGAAAGAUGUCGCCCGAAAUUUUCAUCGUUUCGAGGAUGGCAGGCAUAUUUUGGUGUACCAGUCCCAUGCAAGAUACCCUCGCCUUUGUGUGGAACUCAAUCGCUUGGAGCUCGUGUUCCACGUUAGGGACUCCGGUCUCCUCUAUUGCAAACAGCACGACGCAGUGGUACCCUAUGGCCCCGAGCAAGAACCUGGGGUGUGGACGGGCCUCUUAAGCAAAUUAGUUAUUCGAUCCGUCAAAAAUAAGGAGCGGCGCAGUAUACUGGUACCUUUCGGAGACUUGAAAUUCAUCAUGUCGCCAGGCGAACAUUUGCUCAUUGUGGUAGAGAGUAAGGGAGAAUACCUCAAAUUUGACAUUGAUCCGAUUCUUGGCCGUCUGGAUUGCCCCGCUGAGCCGCUGACUCUCUACUACAAAGCCCAAUGUCACGCGUAUACUUCGCACCAUCUUCCUGAUAGCCUCACUGGUCGCACGGGAAUCGAUGAGGCCAUCAGAUGUCUCGAGAGUGGACUGUAUCAACCUUGGACUGCACUUACACCGACUCCCGUCCAGCUAUUACGAAACAUCUCGGCGUUAACUCCUGCUAGAGAUUACUACCCCCAGGAUCUCAAAUCCAUGGAAAGAGUGCAUUGGCGCCAAGAUCUGACGGUUACAAUACAGGAUGAUCGAUUUCGAGCGUGUAUUGCUCGGAUUCUUCUGAAAUCAACAUCCUUAAGCAAGUUCAACACUCAGAGUGCACAUGACCUGAUGAAAAUGCAUUCCUAUCAACUAUCCCAUCUUGAGCGUCGUGCUUUCUGUCGCGUACAGAAAAGCUCCUUGGCCAAAGAUAGGGAAUAUGAUGCUAGAGACCUAGCACACGUUUCUAAUAAGUGCAGCUACUCUAAGGCGGUGGCAACUUGGUUUCUGGAUCAAACCCAGCCUCCCAAAGCCUCGAAAAGCCUUCCGCAUCUUCUUGAGGGCUAUCCUUUGAUCGGAAGCUAUGAUAUGCCAUAUGAGAAAGUUCGAUUGUCUGAUAUGAUGUUAGUGGAUCUCGCACAAGAAUGGGGCCCAAUAUCCUUGUUGGCAAUCUCCUCCAAGAAGCCUGAGCGGUACCACUUGAUGUUCCUGUUUGGGACUAUGGCAUUCUCACAAGUGGCGAAUAUGGAGCUUUUGGGAGCUCUAUCUUCUUUCGCGAUGCUCGAGGGAGUCAAAGCAAUUGAGUUGCCUUCAAAUCACUCUUCUUAUGUUGACUUCAUAUCUGGUGAGCUACCGGUAGCGACAAAAAUGAUGUUGCUUAUGAAGGAUGCAUGUGUACCUUUCGAGUCAACAAGUGAAACCAGCCGAGGAAAGUCAGGCCAACUUGCCCUCAUGAGAAUCAAACAUCAAAAGGACGUUGAAGCCAGUUGUCAGGUGCUUGCCAAAGAUAUCUGCAAACAAUGGCCACGUCCAAUUAUCGAUGCUGAAUCGCUUGCAGCUAUUGAUGCAUCUCUGGUGGAUGUUAAAAAGGCUCUUGAGCUAGUAUCGGCAGAGUGGAAGCGACUGGCUCAGAACGCCGACUUAGACCAUCACUUGAAGAAGUUACAAAUUGCUCUAGACCGCAGCCAAUCACUUCCAACAACAGCACCAAACACUAUCGGAAAUCCUGAAAUCAAUCCGCCCAAUCCUGGAUUGGACGAUACGUACUAUGAAUCUAGACUGCGUGCCCAUGAUAUCCCAACAUUAGGCGAUCUGCUCGCGACCAGGAUGGAAAAAGGUCAUUUAGGCAUUUCCUCAAGAGCUACGGAAAGCCUUUCUAGUGGUAACUCUCUUGGUAUCGUACCUUUUGCGUCCCGAAGCAAACUUUGCGGUCAUACGAUUAAUCCUCCAGCUCAAAGAAAGAAGCGGUUAGCACGAAUUCCAGAAUCCGUUAAAGAGUUGGAGAUGAUUGUUAGGAAGCUGCAGAACACAACGUCAACGGUGGAAAGAGACUUUGCGACAGAGAUGAACGACAGUGUACAGUCACUUGUCGGCCAUUUGAGUAUGCCACAAGUUAUGAAUUCUGAAUUCAUACCUACUAAACACGACUUCGAAGUACAUGAGGCGGCCCGCUUGUACAACGAAAUGAUUCAGCAUAUACGAAAGACGCUUGCUAUUCAAGACCGUCGCUCAAUAUGGCUGAAGCAUGCAGACUUGUGGCCUUCCAUGUCUCCACUGGAUCUGCUCUCGGAGCUCCGUUCUAUCUCAAAUGUUUCCUUCGGCGAGGGUGUGCGUCAGGCCCUUAUUGAUCUUGGGGUGCAGCUAUGUGCUUACCAGAGAUUACUCCGAAUAAAAGAUGCAUCACUAACAGGGAAAACCCAACAGCUGGAAGAUGAGCGCAAGAACCCUGGACACACUAAUUGGAAACCAAUUGAGAGACCUGAUUGGCUCUUGCUCGAAAUCGAUAGCAACGUGAUGCUUAGAGAAGAGCAAGUGAAGGUCGCAGAGGCUGUCAUCUCACCUUCGUCCGGAAAGAAUUCAGUUGUUCAACUAUUGAUGGGCAAGGGCAAAACUUCCUGCAUUCUUCCUAUGGUCGUGUCUAUCCUGGCAGAUGGAAAUCAUCUGCUGAGAGUCGUGGUACCUCGCGCUCUCCUAUUGCAAUCGGCGCAAGUACUACAAGCGAAACUUGGAGGGGCUUUGAAUCGCGAAGUCAUCCAUAUACCAUUUUCCAGAAGUACACCUACCAACGAUGAGCUCAUUCAGCUCUACGGUAAUCUUCACAACGACGCGAGAAUAAAUAAAGGUGUCGUGCUGGCUCUCCCGGAGCACCUCCUUUCAUUCAGACUUAGCGGACUACAGCGGUUAUGUGAGGAGCGCAUGCAAGCGGCGGGCCCAAUGAUCAGGAUACAGAAGUUCCUAGACAAGCAUGCUCGGGAUGUUCUAGAUGAGUGUGAUGUCACCUUGGCGAUUCGAACACAGCUCAUAUAUCCAUCUGGCAUACAGAGAACCGUAGACGGACAUCCUUUACGUUGGCAAGUCAUCCAGUCACUCCUUCGACUUGUGAAGUCGUUCAUUCCGGACCUGCUUCACCGCUUCCCUCUAAGCUUGGAGGUUGUACACCGACAUCGCGGCGAGUAUCCUUUGCUCUAUUUUCUUCGGCACGACGUUGAGGAUUAUCUUCUCAGUCAAAUCGUAGAAGCUUUCGGCCAAGGACAGUUAAUUAGAUGCUCAGGAUGUACAGAGAGCGACAUGAAUGAUAUGAAGCUUUUCAUUUCAUCACCUAGCGUAUCAUCGAAGAUUGCCAAAAGAAUUGCCAAAGGGCUGAAAGAUAAUAUUCAUUUAAUGAAAGCAGUCUACCUGCUAAGAGGGCUGCUGGUCCAUCGCAUACUUCUGUCAACCCUGAAGAAAAGGUGGAAUGUGCAAUACGGUCUUCAUCCAACUCGCGAACCAAUCGCCGUGCCGUAUCAUGCGAAAGGUGUACCAUCGCCUACGUCCGAAUGGGGCCACCCAGAUGUAGCAAUCAUUCUGACGUGUUUAUCCUUCUAUUAUGAAGGCCUCACAACUAGCCAGUUCAAGCACUCCUUUGAGCAGUUGCUCAAAUCUGAUGAGCCAGGCGUCGAGUUUGAGACAUGGGUCAGCAGUGGUGUUCCCGAAAGCCUGAGUGACCACAAGAUCAUCAAUCCGGAUGACACUGUUCAAUUCGCAACUCUCUAUCAGCACGUCCGACACAACAUCCACAUGAUAGACUUUUACUUGAAUAACUUCGUCUUUCCGAAGCAUGCAAAACAAUUCGAGACUAAACUACAAGCGUCCGGCUGGGACCUUGUCCAAUUUGACCCAGACCGCAAGCUCAACUGUGCGACCACCGGGUUUUCUGGUACGAAUGACUCUCGGCAUCAACUUCCCAUGACCAUUCAGCAGAAUGAUCUGGCAGAGCUGAAGCAUACUAAUGCAGAAGUUCUGUCAUACUUACUCGAGGGACGAAAUCGGAGAUAUGUGCCUGCUGUAGAUGAUCAAGGAAAGCGUCUAAGUGAAACAGAUUUACUGGCAAAACUUGUGGACCCGUUUGGAAAAGGUCUACAGAACCCCAGUCAUAGUGAAAGACUCCGAAUCCUUAUUGAUGCCGGUGCUCAGAUCCUCGAGCAUGACAACCGGAGUCUCGCCAUGGAAUGGCUUAAAAUUGAUCAUGAUGCUUCCGUGGCGGUCUAUUUCGAUUCGUCUGAUCACCGUGCUUGGGUGAUCUACAAGAAUGGCAAAUUGAUCCCACUGGUUGCAUCUCCAUUCGCAGAGCGUCUUGAGAAUUGCGUGGUCUAUCUUGAUGAAAGUCAUUGUCGUGGAAUCGACAUUAAGUUUCCGCCAAAUGCCAAAGCUGCGUUGACGUUGGGCCCGCAUCUGACAAAGGACGCUUUUGCGCAAGCAGCCAUGAGAAUGCGACUGCUUGGUACAACUCAAUCUGUUACAACGUUUUCACCACCCGAAGUACACCAGAAGAUUCUCGAUGUCCAGCAAAAGAUCCAAGGCGAUUAUAUUGAUUCGUCGGAUGUCAUUUCAUGGCUUCUUAAACAAACCUGUACUGCAAUUGAACAAACAGAACCACUUUAUUACGCGCAGGGAGUUAAUUAUCUGCACCGUAGUCAGAGCAAGUUGGACAAUGCGGACUUUCUGAAGAGUAUUGCUUCAAGAAGUCUCUACUGCACAUCAUUGAAGUCGAGAGAGUCUUUGACCCUUCAAGAACUUUACGAACCAAAACUCCAUCAAAAGUUUACAGAGAAGCUUGUCUCAAAUAAUUCUCUCUGCCAGUAUGCACAGAAACUGCAACUGCGACGCAAGGCAUUUCAAGAUCGUGGACGGGCUACACAUUCUUCUGCUCUUGAAGAAGUGGAGGUGGAGCGUGAAGUGGAGGAUGAGGUUGAAGACGUCCGAGAAGUCCAGAAACCGUUCUACUUUACGGCACACAAAGUCGGGAAGCUUCAUCAGGACAUAUCUUUCUUUGCGGAGACUGGCAUCUUGCGUCUUGAAAGUCCUGCUUAUCAACCUGUCUUUGACGUUCUACAGCGUACUGGGUUGGGCGUCCUUCAAGGUGCUAUGAAAUCUAAGGCUGAGCCGUAUCUCUACCUUUCCAGCGAAUUCAAUCGGACGGUCAAUUCAAUCAGUCCAAACGACAAUUUUAUUCGACUUUGUCACUGGAUACUUGUGAAUGAAUCUGGGCUUGCCGUAGCCCUUUCUCAAGAGGAGGCAGACCAGGUCAUUCCCAUUCUCCGAAAAUCGCCAUCUGAUAGUUCACAUGCCUAUCUCAUUGUCUAUGCUGCCCCAGUCACGCGUCGGAUGAUGCACUUUAACAACCUAGAUUACUUUGCUAUCCCACCGCUCCCUGUCGAUCUCGUCUUCCCUGUACAUCUCAAAAUCGAACUUGGAAUUUUCGCUGGACGCCUUUACUUUGCUUGGGAUGAACAUUCGGAGCUCCUGGAUUAUAUUGGUCUCUCCGAGACCGUGGGUGCGCAGAGUCCGACUGACAAUUGGGGAGGAUUUACCAAAGACGCUUCAAGCUUUACUCAUGAGUGGCUUACACUUCGUCGAAAAGGUCAAGACAUCGAACAUACCCCCAUGGGCUUCUUGACGACUGGCAGACCUCUCUUCGCAGAACAUCCUUUCUUCGCAACCGAUUCCAGAGAAAAGAAGCGCGACAUCUCCAAGCACACGCUCUCCAAGGAACAACUCAUUGAGGAUGAUGUUUCAGAGGAUGGGGACCAGGACUCGGACGAGGAGCUCUUUGCUGAAGCUGAAGAGAUCUAUGAUAAUCGACAGGUGAUGAUAUAUUCCGACGAUGAUGAUGAAGCGGGAAACAUGUUCUUUGAUGCGUUCGAUAAGGUUGAAGAACUUGAAGGUCAGGAGUAGG